AUGGGCCUCGCCCCUACGGAAACUCAUACGCUGAACACGGUCUCCUAUUCACGUCAACGUCAAAGCAAAAUGCAGCCGCAACACACUCUACUCAUUACGGUGCUAGCAAUUUUCGUUCUCGCCGCCUUUAUUCCAUCUACUGUUGAGGCACAAGAGUACGGACCUAUUCUCAUGAACCGACGAGAUCUUCUCCCGUAUGGUGAAAUCGUCUCCGAACUCAAAGGAAAGACCAUGGGAGGUCGAAUGAGAUUUGGAAAACGAUCAGGAAACGCAUUGCAUUUUGUUCCUGCCGUCGUGCUGGAUGCCUAUGAACAUCAACAACAACAACAACAGCAGCUAUAG
Necator americanus (New World hookworm) is the source of this 342-nucleotide messenger RNA. RefSeq lists its product as uncharacterized. The transcript has 3 exons. The coding region runs from base 1 to 342 and encodes 113 amino acids. NCBI's taxonomy places the organism in Eukaryota, Metazoa, Nematoda, Chromadorea, Rhabditida, Ancylostomatidae. The record is from RefSeq and is a predicted model, not a curated record.